AUGCCUUCACCUGUUGGUAAAGAUAAAUUGAAUGAUAAUCAUUCAGCAAAUAAACAAUGGAUACCACAAUAUAACCCAAUUCAACUGGCUGCGAUAUCCAAUUUUAAAUUGGCACAACUUACUUUUGCUCCACCUGAUUUACAUUCAUUAAGAAAGACGGCUGUCAUCAAGAACAUGUUGGAAUAUGUCUAUUCAAAUACGCCUUCUGACUGGUUACAACAGAUGACUCGUUGGCAAUUCUUUACACCAGAAUCACUUGAAGAAAUGACACAGGAAGGUUUAGAAGAGAUAUUUGCUCAAUAUGCACAAACAAUAGAAACAUUUAGACCUGUAAAACAACAACCAGACUACUAUCCACCUACAAGUUUCUAUCAUUCUACGAUGGGUGAUGUCAAUGGUCAAGAAGAAGACGAUGAAGAAAAUGAUGACGAUGGACAAGGUGACGAGUUAUGGAUAGCAGAGGAUGAACAAGCAUCAAUAAAUGCAGAAGAAGAAAAGAGAAAAACAACCCGAUCGUCCGGAUCAUCUUGUUCUUCCAUCUUUUCACAACCUAAUGCAGCUAUUUCCGCUGAAUCUUUUGAAGCACGAGGUUCAUCUCCUUUAAUCGAUAAACCACUACCAGCUAGUCCCGACGAAAAGCAAGCAAGAAGGAAGAGUGGAUUCAACGGAAAUAAGAACAGACUUAGUUGGACAAGUGAUACAGGCAUUACCUCAAGUGUUGUUUCUCAAAAUUUGGCAAACGAAAUUAUGAGUUUAUUUGAUAUGGAUUUCGCCGUAGAUAUCAAAAUUGAUACAGCGCCUAAAUUACCUGAAUUACCUUUUAAACCGAAACAACAAAAACGCCGCUCUUCGUAUGAUAUGCUCAAUAGCUUGCUGCCUGCGUUUGAAAAGAUUGCUUUUGAGAAUUCAAAUGAAAAAGCAAAUUUGGAUGAAACUCUGUCAAACAAUGAACGACAGCCACAAGAACAAAGACAGCCUUUGGUCAUACAGUCUGUACCUAAGCGAUCUUCUUCAUUAAGACAUCGUCAAGAACACGAUAUGAUAAAGCGCCAGCCUAUUAAAGAAUCGUCCUCAUUACCACCACCACCUCAACCACCUGCUCAUCAGGAGUUUCCUGAGAAAGGACUCGCCCGAAAGACAUCGUUACUCAAGUUAGCUUCCUUUGUUACAGGUAACAAAAAAGGUCAACCCGAGUUUGUGAUGAUGCAUCAAAACAAGAGUGACCCAACUGCUAAUCGUCGAGUCGAAAGCACUUCCACAUUGGAUUCGUGGUCAUCAGAAGAAAGGAUAUCUAUAAGGGAUAAACCAUUACCUGAACCACCCGUUGAAAACACCAAUACAAAGAAAUAUCUUAAAGCCCAUUCAACAAAAAAGAAGAGAAAAUCAGCAGUGGUGAUGGAAAAGACAAUGUCGAAACACAAAGCAUUUCAAUCGAUCUAUGAUGAAGAUAAUAAUAGUAGUUUACCACCAAAGGGAUUAAAUCGAUCAAAAUCAGCAUUCAUAAAAUUAGGUGGUAAUAAGAAACAAGUAAGGAGGGUAUCAUCUGCAAAGAAUCUUACGACUUAUAAAGAUGAUCAUGGCUUUGUCAAAAGAAUGGCAUCCCUCAUGAAACGUACAACCAAACCUGUUGAGGCAUAA
Molecule: messenger RNA, 1638 nt
Organism: Rhizopus microsporus ATCC 52813
Lineage: Eukaryota; Fungi; Mucoromycota; Mucoromycetes; Mucorales; Rhizopodaceae
Exons: 2
Coding region: 1-1638 (545 amino acids)
Source: RefSeq, a predicted model, not a curated record